AUGCGUCUACUGAACACGACAACACUAGAAUUCGCGAACUUCUUCGAUACCAAGCACCUCUCUUAUGCCAUUCUAUCGCACCGAUGGGGAGCUGACGAGGUGACGUACGAGCAAUUCCUGCUCACGCAGUCCACAGACGAUCUUCUGACCAGGCGAGAAGCACUCCAAGCGGCAACUGUGAAACGAUAUGCCGGAUACGCAAAGAUUCUUAACUUCUGUGCUUUCGCGCAACGACUCGGCCACCAAUAUUGCUGGGUCGACACCUGCUGCAUCGACAAGCGAAGCAGUGCCGAGCUUACCGAGGCAAUCAACUCGAUGUGGACUUGGUAUGCACAAGCAACAAUAUGCUUUGUCUAUCUCGCAGACGUCGCGGACUGGCGUGAUACACAGGCUCUGGACGCAGCUUUUCGUGCAAGUGAAUGGUUUAACCGCUGCUGGACACUGCAGGAACUUCUGGCUCCGGAAGAUCUGCUUUUUGUAACCCACUCGUGGUCUCCGUUCCUGCGAUUUGUGAAGUCCAGGACUCUCGACCGUAUAGGCGCUUGUAAAUAUCUGGACAGAAGCCAAGGUUAUAUCAAUGCUCUGGAUUCUCUCGUAAAUGCUUCCCGAGUGCCAAACGAUGUUUUGCUUGGCGGCAGGCAUGGAUUGCGUAAUGCUUGCAUAGCCGAGAAGAUGCAUUGGGCCGCACAUCGGCAAGCAACGCGAGCAGAAGAUGUUGCGUACAGCUUACUUGGGCUUUUCGAGAUCAACAUGCCGUUACUAUAUGGGGAAGGAGAUCGAGCAUUCAUGCGCUUGCAGCACGAGAUCAUCAGACAGGUGUCGGACGAGACUAUCUUUGCGUGGCAAGCGCCCAGAUGCGGUACUAGUCCUUAUUGCCAUGCACAGACCAAGCUCAUUCUGGCGUCGCAUCCGUCGGCUUUCAUUCACUCAGCCAGGACGUUGCGAUCACGUAUCGACGAUGACCGGACCAUCCUUGUACCCAUGCAUCAAAGCAUAUUCCGAGAACGCGAAACGCCGUUCCAACUCACGAAUCGCGGCCUCCUCAUGACUGUGGUACCCAGGAUCAUCACAAAACAAUUAAAUGGAUCUGGAGAGUGGUUGAACUGGCUAAUCAUUCCUCUUAUGUGUUUUCCAAGUAACUACACGGAGCGACAGUGCGAGAUGAUCCUGAAGGUGGGCAACAUCUUUACUACAGAGGGUUCCACUCCUGGAACCGGUGGCAUCACCGUGGUGUCGAGAGUUGGCGCAUGUAGAACGAUUGCCAGUCCAGACCAUCUCCCAUCUGAGCUCGUCCCAGCAGACCUUGAGGAGGCUGAGCAACUCGAGCAGACUUUACGCAUCUUCGCCCCGAUCGGUCUUCCGGGUGAGCCAGAGUUGAGGUUUGGGCCCUAG
Molecule: messenger RNA, 1392 nt
Organism: Recurvomyces mirabilis
Lineage: Eukaryota; Fungi; Ascomycota; Dothideomycetes; Mycosphaerellales; Teratosphaeriaceae
Exons: 1
Coding region: 1-1392 (463 amino acids)
Source: RefSeq, a predicted model, not a curated record